Messenger RNA from Cavia porcellus (domestic guinea pig), 5420 nucleotides. It is a transcript of the gene Znf326, whose product is annotated as zinc finger protein 326. The transcript has 13 exons. Gene Ontology annotation, biological process: regulation of DNA-templated transcription elongation. Gene Ontology annotation, molecular function: DNA binding. Gene Ontology annotation, cellular component: DBIRD complex; nucleus. Bases 173 to 1915 code for a protein of 580 amino acids. Lineage: Eukaryota; Metazoa; Chordata; Mammalia; Rodentia; Caviidae. The record is from RefSeq and is a predicted model, not a curated record.
UAUGGCGCCAGGCCGGCCCCGCCCCCAGCCUCGCUGUGGCCUGCGGGUUCCCGGCCGGCGGCGCGGCAUUCUGUCUUGGGGACUGCUGGUGUGGCAGCGUGAGUCUCUGUAGCUUUUCUUUAGCUACGCUUCAGCCCAGCGCCGCCUCAGCCCACAGCCCCAAGCCUCCAUUAUGGACUUCGAGGACGAUUAUACACACUCUGCUUGCAGGAAUGCUUAUCAGGGCUUUAAUGGAAUGGAUCGUGAUUUUGGCCCAGGAUCCUAUGGAGGGAUGGAUCGUGACUAUGGCCAUGGAUCCUAUGGGGGUCAAAGAUCCAUGGAUUCCUACCUAAACCAGUCAUAUGGCAUGGACAAUCACAGUGGUGGUGGUGGGGGUAGCAGGUUUGGACCUUAUGAGUCUUACGACUCCAGGUCUUCUCUGGGUGGGCGAGAUCUGUACAGAUCUGGCUAUGGUUUUAAUGAACCCGAACAAAGCCGCUUCGGAGGUAGUUAUGGUGGUCGAUUUGAGAGCUCCUACCGGAAUAGCCUUGACUCUUUCGGAGGUAGAAACCAGGGCGGGUCUAGCUGGGAAGCACCUUACUCCCGUUCAAAAUUGAGGCCUGGGUUUAUGGAGGACAGAGGAAGAGAGAAUUACUCUUCCUACAGCAGUUUUUCUUCACCCCAUAUGAAGCCUGCACCUGUAGGCUCUCGGGGGAGAGGAACGCCUGCUUAUCCUGAAAGUACGUUUGGAAGCAGAAACUAUGAUGCUUUUGGAGGACCAUCAACAGGCAGAGGCCGAGGCCGAGGACAUAUGGCUGAUUUUGGAAGCAUUCAUAGACCCGGAAUUGUUAUUGACUAUCAAAAUAAAUCCACUAAUGUGACUGUUGCUGCUGCAAGAGGAAUAAAAAGAAAAAUGAUGCAGCCAUUUAAUAAGCCUGGUGGAACCUUUAUCAAGAAACCUAAGCUAGCAAAACCUAUGGAAAAGAUGAGCCUCAGCAAAUCACCUACAAAAACUGAUGCAAAAAAUGAAGAAGAAGAAAAGCGUCGAAUUGAGGCACGGCGAGAAAAACAGAGGCGCCGAAGAGAGAAAAACAGCGAGAAGUAUGGAGAUGGAUACAGAAUGGCAUUCACAUGUUCAUUUUGUAAGUUUCGAACGUUUGAAGAAAAAGACAUUGAACUACAUCUGGAAAGUUCUUCACACCAAGAAACAUUAGAUCAUAUUCAAAAACAAACCAAAUUUGAUAAAAUAGUUAUGGAAUUCUUGCAUGAAUGUAUGGUGAAUAAAUUCAAGAAAACAUCCAUUCGUAAGCAACAGACAAAUAAUCAAACAGAAGUUAAAAUAAUUGAAAAAGAUGUAAUGGAAGGUGUUACUGCCGAUGAUCACAUGAUGAAAGUAGAGACUGUUCAUUGCAGUGCUUGCAGUGUAUAUAUCCCAGCUUUACACAGUUCAGUUCAGCAGCACUUAAAAUCUCCUGAUCAUAUCAAAGGGAAGCAGGCUUAUAAGGAACAAAUAAAAAGAGAGAGUGUCUUGACUGCUACAAGCAUUUUAAAUAAUCCAAUAGUGAAGGCCCGGUAUGAACGUUUUGUUAAGGGUGAGAACCCUUUUGAAAAUCAAGAUCAUUCUCAGGAUCAGCAAAUAGAAGGAGAUGAAGAGGAUGAAGAAAAGAUUGAUGAACCUAUUGAAGAGGAGGAAGAUGAAGAGGAGGAAGAAGAAGAAGCAGGGGAAGCAGAGGAAGUAGAAGAAGUCGAGGAAGUGGAGGAAGCAGGAGAAGUUGGAGUAGAGGAAGAGGGGGAUGCAGAGGGAGGGGAGGAAGGAGGAGUGGUGAGUGAGGAUAGAGCAGAGGGUGAAGUUGAGGUAGCUGGGGAAGAGGAAGAGGAGGAAGCAGCAAAGGAAGAACCUGUUGAUUUCCCUGUUGAGCAACCUGAAGAAAAUUAAGUAUGAGGUGUUAGAUUUAAAAGGAGCUUUAAAUUUCUGUCCUAUUGUGGAAAAAAGGGUAAGAGUUUUAAUAGCUUAAAUUAAUGAAUUAACACCCAUGUUGCAUGCAUUCCACACAUUGAAAUUGUUUUAUAUAAUUUCUAAAUGUUUGGCAUUUGUUUAAUAAAAUGGAGGUAUUACUAUUUUUAGUUUAGUUUUUAUAGCUACCAAACUUAGAAAAUCUAAUAAAUUGUUUGUAUGAUUUUUAAGCUUAAUUUUUAUUACUUUACUGGUGUUAAGGUUAAUAGGUGUAUAUUGAUAGUAUAUCUAUUCUAAUCAUUUGAACUUAAAUGCUGCUCCUGAGUGAAUUUUCAAGUAUGCAUUGAUUUUUGGGGAAUACUUACCCUAGAUAAGCUAAAUUGGGCAAGUAUUUUGUGCUAUGUGUAGUUUUUUAAAACCAUUUGGACAUUGGUUAGUAAUCUGUGUUAAGAUAGUUUAAAGCUUUUUGUGAAUCUUUCCCUUUGUAGCAAUAAAUGUUUUUUUUUAAACUUUCUGUCCAGAUUAGCAAUUUAAAUUAAAUAGUUGAUCAAUUAAAUGAAUACUUAAAAUCAUUAUUUGCCUUAAUGUAUGAAUUCAACUUACAGGUAUUUCAAAAUGAUUGAGAAGACUUGAAUUAAAAAAUUUUCUCAAUCAUUAUUUUUAAAAAGUGUAAACUAUAUUUUUAAGCACAUUUCAAAUAGAGGUCAGUCUAUAAUUGACCUUGUUUAUACUUGUCUUAGUUUGUUUUUUUUCUUUGUGCUUGUGUCAAAUCUUGGAAUCUUCCUGAAAAUACAUUUGAAUAUAAAUAAGUUUUCCGUGGUUGUGUUAGUUCUUUUGUUAAUGUCGUUGCCUGAAUAGCCAAGCAGCAAGUCAUUUUCUUUUUUAAAAAAGAAUUAUUUCUCUUCGAAAUUUUUUUGUAACUUUUUAUGGCUUCUGCACCUAAAUGUUCAAUGAAGAGAACACUAAUGGAUGAUCUGUUUUUAAGUCAUUUAUUUUCAAAUGACCAUCUUUCUGUAUGACUAGAAAGCAGUGCUCUUGUCUUAUCAGAGUAUGAAUUCAAAGGUCAUUGUUUUUUGAAUCUUUACUCUGUCUGGUUUUAAGGAAGGAUUUUAUUUCAAUAAAACUAGCUCUUCAACAAUUUAAAGCAUUAGAUGUAUAAAUGUAUGGGUAUAUUAAGUAAUAAAAGGCAUGAAAUGAAUGAAUGUAUGGGUAUUUGUAGAAUUUGUUUGAUUUUUUUUUCUCUUUUUGUGUUAUAAAACAAGGCUUAAGUGCAAUUUUUGUGGACCAUUAUUACUACUUUUUUUAAUAGUAACUUACCUUUAACAUGGAAGAUUACAUGGUUCGAUUACCUUUAACAUGGAAGAAUACAUUAGGCAUUUAGAUCCAGUUGAGCGAUUCAAACCCAUAUAAGGGAAGAUUAGUUGAAGACUAUAAAAUUUGGUUCUUAUUUAGUCAUCUGUUUAGUUAGCAGAAAGCUGUUUUUGCUCAGGAGCUUAAAUUUUAAGAUGAAUAGGACUUGAUCAACCUUCUUUUUUUCACCUUUGUUUUAAAGUACUGUGGAAAUGCCAAGGUAAAAAAUAAUAAAUUUGUCUGAUUUUAUUAGUAUUUGGUUCUUUUGGCACUAUAUCAGGGUUUUUAAAGUAAACUAUCUGUGGUAACCUGAUUAAGAAAUGAAACUUAGAAAGAGUCCUGUAUAGCAAGAAUCUUGUAACAGCUAACAGCUUCUAGGUAAGUGUUUUAGAGUGAAAGUUAAGAAAGAUCAACUAAAUAAUUUUUGUGGGAAGCAUAAUUCUUUAUAAAGAUUAGUUUACUUGUAAGGUAUUAAUAAAGUAUAUUAUUGUGCUUAAUUGAGAAAUUUAAAUAUAUGUGUAAUCCAUUGGAUACUUUGUAGAUUUUUAGUCCAGUUUACAAGCAGAUUAAUUUUUGUGAUCCUUAGUGUUUGUAUACCUUCAUUGCUUUUAUAAUAAGGAUAUAAGAUCUUUAAUAAUCUUUCAGCUUUUGUUUCCCAUGAUUGUGUUUCUUUACUCAAAAAGGAGACAUGUAAUUUAAUAACCAAAGAAAUUUACCUAUAAUCUGCUUCAGUUUUUGUAGAAGUGAAGAUUUGAAGGCUUCACUUCAGAUUGAUCAAAGCUUAUUUUUUGGAGGUGAUGUAUUUUUAAUGAGUGUUCUGUGAUUCUGAAGGUAGGUGUGAUUGCAGCAUUAAUAGGGCUCUCAGACAAAUGUUUGGUUUCUAUGAUUCUCAUGAAAACAGAAGCUUUGUGCCAUAUUGUAGGAACAUUUAACUUUGGAGGAUUCUCUGUAAUGCUUUGUGACAGCAUUGGAAUGAUCUGUAACAGACUUGUGGAGGUCCAAAAUUAGCUUUGUAAAAAACAUUUUUAAAAAAUGGUUGCAAAUUUAGUAAUAGGACUAGUAGUAUUCUCAUAUAACAGUUUUGCCCAUAGGCACAGAAAAAACUUACAGAGGCACAUAUUGACAGUGUAGGUUGAAACAUAUUUGAGAAUUGUUUUUGUUUUCAAGGGAAAUACAUUAUUAUCAGGUUUCCUUACAUACUAUAUUAUUUUAACAUUUGUUUUGCCUAUAAAAUUGUCCUUGUUUUGAAUGUAAGCAAACUUUUUUUGAUGGUAAAAUAUACAUAGCAUUUACUUUACCAGUUUUGAAAUGUAGAGAAUUGAGUGGCAUUAAGUCCAAGCACAGUUUUGAUUACAACUUGACAUCUGUCCUUCCUUUCUUUCUUUCCUUUUUUUUUUUUUUUUUCUUGAGACAGGAUUUUGUUAAGUUGUGUGGCUGAGACUUGAAUUUGGAAUCACCUUGCCUCAGCCUCCCAGAGUGCUGGAUAAUAGGUGUGUUUUACCACACCUGGGUUUGACAUCUUUUAAAGGGAAGUACAAGCAACCUAGUUAUCUUACAAAGUGAUUAGUAUUGGCUGUGAAGUUUAAAAAUAACAAUGGUUUAUUUGAGUGUAAUCCCAGCCCUAGGAGGCUGAGGCUGGAGAAUGAUGAGAGGCCAUCCUGAAUUACACAGAAAGUUUAAGGCGGAUAAGGACCACAAAGAGACCUUGAGCCAAGCACCACCACCCCCAUCUACCUCGUAAACAAAUACAAACCUAAAACAAACCAGUGAGUUGUGUACUGGGAGGAGAACCAAGAAACCAACCUGUGCCCCCAUGUGAGCCGGCAACAACCAUGUGUUCUGGGAAGAGGACAAAGAAGCAACCUGCACUCUUGUGAGCCAACAGCAGCCAUGCAAGCUGGAAGAAGAAUCAAGAAGCCCACACUCUGCCGUGAGCUAGCCAGCAUGUGGAUUGGGAGACAAGAAUCUCCCACACCUCCAUAAAGAACUGGCUGGUUUUGAGUAACACAGGCUGGGAUGUUAGUUAGCAACUGAAGUAAAAAAUAAUGCUUAUAUUGUUUGACUUUGCAGGCCUAAAGCCGGUAAUCAGAGCUUCUAUUUAGAAGAUAAUAGUAUGCAAUAAAGCAACUAUAGAAGA